UCAAGAAAUGAACGGAUGUGACUGUUAGGAUAGUUGGGGACAUUUAAACCGGCAUUUGUAAUAUUCGUAAGCAUGUUGCCUUUACAUCAGGGUGACAAGGAGUACGCUGCUGGGUCGAAGAUCAAGCAAAAAGCAGCAGGAUGGCUGAGAUUGAUAUUCUCAGACCAGACUUCAAGAAAUCUGUUCUUUUUUAUGUUGUUGAAUCUCUCAUUUGCUUUUGUUGAACUUACAUAUGGAAUUUGGACGAACAGUUUGGGCCUCAUAUCUGAUUCCUUCCACAUGUUUUUUGACUGUACAGCCCUGCUUGCUGGCCUAGCCGCCUCAGUCAUAUCUAGAUGGCGAGCCACAGAAGCUUAUUCCUAUGGGUAUGUUCGUGCUGAAAUAGUAGCUGGGUUUGUGAAUGGACUUUUCUUACUUUUCAUUGGAUUUUUCAUCUUUUCGGAAGCUGUAGAGAGGUUGGCUGAGCCCCCAGAAGUGAAACAUGAACGACUCUUCCUGGUGUCAGUGGCUGGAUUCAUUGUCAAUCUUAUAGGAAUUUUCGCUUUUCAACAUGGACACGGCCAUUCUCAUGGUGGUGGAGGAGAUCAUGGUCACUCUCAUGGUGGACAUGGACACAGUCAUGGCUUGGGAAUGGAGUCUCACAGUGAUCAAGACAACCACGGUCACAGUCACGAUGGAGGUCAUGCUCAUGGCGAAUUAGAUUCCUCAAAAAAAGCAGCACAAUCUCAAAUCAUGCAAGGUGUAUUUUUACAUAUAUUAGCAGAUACACUAGGCAGUGUGGGAGUCAUUAUCUCCUCUGGGUUGAUACACUAUUUUGGAUGGAUGCAGGCAGAUCCUAUAUGUUCUUUAUUCAUAGCUAUUUUAAUUACAAUAAGUGUUUUGCCAUUACUUAGAGAUUCUGUCGGUAUUCUCAUGCAGAGAACACCCAGAUCAUUGGAGUCACAACUACCAUCAUGUUAUAAUAGAGUGAGUCAGUUAGAGGGAGUCUACAGUGUCCAGGAGCCUCACUUUUGGACGUUGUGCAGUGACGUCUACGUCGGAACAAUAAAGUUGGAAGUAUCAUCUAAAGCCGAUGCCAAAUAUAUUUUAAGCCAUACACAUAAUUUAUUUACACAGAUUGGAGUAAGACAGUUGUAUGUACAGAUUGAUUAUUCUGCCAUGUAGGUGUCAAGUACCAAGUGACCUUCAUCUCUAUAAACUCAUAUGACCUCUGACCCUGAGCAUCAACUCAUAUGACCUCUAACCCUGAGCAUCAAUAUAAGUUUCAUUUUAGUAUGCUGAUUCAUCAUGUGCAGUGUAAAUGAAUGUGUAAGUGGGAGUGUGAAAAAUGCUGGCAUCAAAAAGGACAACAUAAAUUCAUUAUAAACUGUAUUUGGAAGAAUGCAGUAUUUCCUAUGCCAGAUUAUCAUCAAGAUUUUUGGACUUAUGAUAAAGAUUCAUCUAUAUGCCUUGCCUGGUAAACAAUGUUGAAUUUACCCGACACAAUUCCUGUUAGUCAGAUGUAUCACCAACUUAAUACAUUUGUACUGCUCUUUGACUUAUACAUCAUAGUGUAUAAUCUUGAUUCCAAAUUAAUGAUAUGCUAAUUCAGUUUAAACAAAAAAUAAUCUUUGUUGGACUUAGUUUAAUGUCUGAUUUUAGCGAUUUUUAUAACAUUCUACAAUUUAAAAGAAACUUGUUUUUUAAGUCAAUUCUUUUGUGGUAAAUUUGUGUCAAAAUUUUCACUGACAAAUUUCACAAUUUACAAAGGGCAUGCGAGGGUUUAUGUACGUGACAAUAGCAAAUUAAACAACAUUAAAAUUCAUACUAAGGUCUAGAUUGUUUCAUGAUCAUUGUGGUUUCAUAUUUUGGCCUGAUGUAAUGGUCAAAUAAUUUCAUCUCUUGGAUAAGUUCAAUUAUUUUUCUAUAAUAUGAGCUGAUUUUUCUGUUAUCAUUUGUUAAGUGUUGCUCUGUGUUACUGAUUCUAACAAUCUUUUAAAUCUUUUGUUGUGAAAAGGAUUUGUAUUUUGUUUUGUACAUUGGUGAAAUAUUGGUUACAAUCCAAAAUAAAGCUGGAUUUUCUUAUGAUGAUUCCUCAGUGAGGUGGAAAAAUGUAACUUUCAAGCAACAAGUAUUAGGAUCAACUUUCAAAAAAUCAUGGGCAUUGAGCAGUUUUAUUCCUGUGUCUGACGAAAACCACUGUCAAUCUAAAAAACUCUGCUAAAAAUUAAAAGGAUAGAUUUUUUUGCAUCUCAAAAAAGUUAUAUCAGGAUCAUUUAAGUUAACAGCAAAUAAGCGAAAAGAUUAUAUUUGUGAUGUUAAUAUUAUUGAAACUGAAAACAAGUUUUUUUUUGUCCUUAGAUUCAUAUUCUGCAUGUUAAUACAAGUGGGAAUGAAUUUGAGAAGUUUGCUUUACCGGUAAGUUUAAUUGAACUACCCUAAUAUGAUGAAGUUUGGUACUACUGGAUCCCAGUCUGUAGAUAAAUCCACUAUAUUAUUAAUUAGGUGUAUAAUUGAGGUAAAAACAUCACCUGUACUAUCAAUACAUGUAUAGACCCUGCUACUAAGUUACUGGACAGUACUCAUUAAAAGGACAUGGGUGGUAUUGGAUGUUUUUUGGGUUUUUUUAAUACAAUGUAUGUUGGCAAAAUGUUUUCUGCUUUGAACAGCCUAAGACAGAAUGUUUGGUUACUGUACGAUAAAAGGAGGGUGUAGAAUGCUUUGGAUUUCUCCUUGCAUAUGUGGAAUGUAAACCAAAGAAUUAAUUUAUUUAUUUGAGGUAUUUAAUACAUGUAGUUAUUGUUAAAAUGUGAUAAAUCUGAUGCAUUCCAUCAAUGAAAUUGAGCAAAAGUAAGGGAUCAAAUGAAAGACAUGAUUUUAGGAAUUAUGAAUAAAAUUUUGAUAUGUACAUAAGUGAAUCUAAUUUAGAAAAUAUGGAUUACAUGUCAUUGUAGUAUUGUUUAAAAGAAAAAAAGAAAAAAAAACAUGCCCAUGAUGUGGUUGGUUGAUAUGUUUAGUGUUCUGUGUAUCUAGUAACUUAGAUACUACUGGCAGGUAAUCUGUUUGUUGAUGACAAGUCAAUUCUAUUGGUUGUACGAUUGUUAAGAAAAUUACAUUAUGAACAUCUAUUAUAUGUAUACAUAGAUGAAGCUAAAUGGGAAGAAAAAAUUAGUGGCAUCUAUCAAUGCUGUAUGAUGUAGAUGGAGAAAUCUUAGCCCAGUUUAUCUUUCUUGGUCUACAACAAGCUGAGGUAAUUAUUUUCGUCGAAUCAGAAGUAAAAUGCAGCAUUUACUUUGUGUUCCUGACAUUAAAACUUGAUGAUCUAUGAUUGUUACUCUACAGUGCAUGCCAGCUGUCGGGAAUUAAGGGCUAGACAGGGAUUUUUCACCGUCAAAAUAGAGACUACAUAGUUAGUUUCUUUAAAUACAAGGUGUAUUUAGGCAAUGUUAAGAAAUGAUAAAUACAAGGUGUAUUUAGGCAAUGUUAAGAAGUGACUAAGAUGGUGAUAUUUUUAUGUAACAGAAAUGCUGAUGUUAGGUGCCAAUCAACCUCUAUAAUGAAUAGACUCGGAUUAGACAUUUAAGAAUAUUUCCCCAGGGUUGAUAUUUUUUUGUCUUACGCCAAAGGUGGGGAGAGAUUUUCUUCAUCAUUUCCUGGAUGUUGAAGAAGGGCUUUGCUGUGUAUCCUAGUGUAAACGACUUAUCGGUUUACAUAGAGUGAAAUAUACAGAAUUUCAGGAAACAUCAGAAUUUUGUGUCAUUAGAUAUUCAAAAUGAUGUUCUAUCUAUAAAAAAAGAAGCAUUUUCAGAGAACUUGUUGGUAGGGCUGUAUUACAGCUGUAGUUUAUUUUAUUAGUUCCUACCCUCACACGUCCAGUGCUACUUUCAGGACCUUUAAUGGCUGCCUGAUAGAUAACGAAUAUUUCACUAGUAUGGCUGAAUAAGGAUCCUGCACGUGCAGUAGAGAUAUAAUCCAGACACCAACAUCCUAGAGACUGCAUUUCCAGAUGUUGGGAAACUCUAUAGGGAUCCACAAACUUCAUUCUAACUUUGUCUUUGAAAAACUGUCCUGACUAACAGGGAUCCACUGUACUAGAAGCCAUAACCUGUACAGUUAGACUUACCCUGCAAGUCGUCGUGGUCAGGGUACAGUUUUAACACGGUUUGUUACUUUAUUUGUUAAUAUUUGGUAUAAACAAAAAGACAGUUUUCAUUGUUUAUUGACCAAAACUGUUCCUAAACUGACAAACACCGAGCACAUUUUUGUUUUGCUGUAAUAUUAUUUUAGAUGUAUUACUGUACUGUAUUAUAAUUAAGAUUUCAUAGCAAGGUAUUAGGUACCCCUGUGGACUUUAUUCAUGUUCAUUUCAAAUGCAAUAUCUGACAGGUGCCAGUGUGUAAUUUUACCAUGUAACUGCCACCAUAGGAUCACCUGGUUUGUCUGGGCUGUGUGUAACAACAUUUGUGUAACUUGUGGAGCAGCUGUUCGUUGUUAUGGUAUGAGAAAGGUAUUUGAUGCAAAGCAAAUUCUGUGAUUAUGGUAUUUGUUACUUUGGCUGCAAAAGUCUCACUUUUUCUUUUAUUCCUUGUGAAUUUUGAAUUGUCUUUUACCUAAAGGAUUUUUUUCUUUGUGUACUUUUUUUUAGAUAACUAUUUUUUUUCUUAAAUCAGAAGUUUUAGUAAAACAAUCAAAAUCGUGUGGGUAGUACACUUUGUACAACUACGUGAACUUUUCAUUUGAUUGUAUAGUCUGUAAUUGUUACAUGCAGAGUGUGUGUUUGUUGUCAGUCAGACAUAAAUCACAUAUGUCAUUCAAUGAACUAUUUUCUCCGAGAGACAACAUUUCAAGCGAGGUCAUGGUCUGUUCAAACUUUCAUUGAACCAAAAUUUUUGUCACAUAAGAACUGCCAAUGGAAGGAAUGUCUUGUACAGGUAUUUCGACACUUGCCACUGAGCUUCCUGAAUGUGCAUUGCUUCACAAAAUCAUAAAAGUAGCUGUGCAAUAUGAUUUGGUUUAAAUCUAUUCAGUAUAACAUUGUUAUUGUUUUUGUUUGAUAUUUUUAACUGCCACCAUUUCAAGUUGUCAAACAGACUAUGCAACUAAUGCAUAGACUAUUAGUCAUAACUGACAAUUUCUAAUAUGUACUGUACAAUGUACAUAUGUGUGACAUGUGCUGUACACUGAACAUGUGGAAUAUAUUCUGUACAAUGUACAUAUGUGUGGCAUGUGCUGUACACUGACCAUUUUUAAUAUGUACUGUACAAUGUACAUAUGUGUGGCAUGUGCUGUACACUUACCAUUUCUAAUAUGUACUGUACAAUGUACAUAUGUGUGACAUGUGCUGUACACUGACCAUUUGUAAUAUAUUCUGUACAAUGUACAUAUGUGUGACAUGUGCUGUACACUGACCAUUUCUAAUAUAUUCUGUACAAUGUACAUAUGUGUGACAUGUGCUGUACACUGACCAUUUCUAAUAUGUAAUGUACAAUGUACAUAUGUGUGACAUGUGCUGUACACUGACCAUUUCUAAUAUGUAAUGUACAAUGUACAUAUGUGUGACAUGUGCUGUACACUGACCAUUUCUAAUAUAUUAUGUACAAUGUACAUAUGUGUGACAUGUGCUGUACACUGACCAUUUCUAAUAUAUUCUGUACA
Molecule: messenger RNA, 5634 nt
Organism: Mizuhopecten yessoensis (Yesso scallop)
Lineage: Eukaryota; Metazoa; Mollusca; Bivalvia; Pectinida; Pectinidae
Product: zinc transporter 7-like
Exons: 11
Coding region: 73-1164 (363 amino acids)
Biological process (GO): intracellular zinc ion homeostasis; zinc ion transport; transmembrane transport
Cellular component (GO): membrane; Golgi apparatus
Molecular function (GO): zinc ion transmembrane transporter activity
Source: RefSeq, a predicted model, not a curated record